UCCUCGGGGCUGUUUGAGGGAGUUUUGGAAACUUCGUCCGGCACUGCGCACCAUGUGAGGCUGACUGUAACCCGAAGCAACUCGGAAAUCGACUCAUGUCUCACAAUAACAGAGCAGGCGUUCGCUGCUCAGAAAGUAAACAGAGCUGAAGGACUGCACCAUGCCGUCUCCGGGAGUCUGGCAGGCAUCACUGCGCACAGCGAGACGCAGGCUUGGGGUAACCGCGCCAGUCUCUCUUCUCUUCCUCGCUAUCCAGGUGUCGGCUUUACCGUAUGAAUACAAGUUCAUCAAUGACAACUGCCCGGGCGCCGAGUGGAACAUCAUGUGCCGGGGCUGCUGUGAGUAUGACCAGAUCCGCUGCAAGUGCCCCAGCCAGGGGGAGGUAGUGGGCUACGCCGUGCCGUGCUGCAGGAACGAGGACAACGAAUGUGAUCCCUGCAUAUUCCACCCAGGCUGCAGUAUUUUUGAGAAUUGUAAACGCUGCCACAAUGGGACCUGGGGGGUGAGAGAUGACUUCUUCAUCAAAGGAAAGUACUGCACUGAGUGCCGGAGGGGCUGGUCUGGAGGCGAUUGCAUGAAAUGUGGAGGAGUUAUCAAUUUGCCAAGAGGUCACAUCACCUUAGAAGGUUACCCCAACAAUGCACACUGUGAGUGGACAAUACAAGUCAGCCCGGACUUUAACAUUGAAUUAAGGUUUCUAAUGCUCAGCCUGGAGUUCGACUACAGCUGUCGCUAUGACUAUGUGGAAGUGCGGGAUGGCGACAGUGUGGACUCGCGUGUGAUUGGGCGGUUCUGUGGGAACGAGAGACCUGCUCCCAUCAGGAGCUCUGGCAGCUCCCUUCACAUUCUCUUCGUCUCAGAUGGCUACAAAAGCUUUGAUGGGUUUUUUGCCACUUUUGAAGAGAGCUCAGCCUGCAGCUCCUCCCCUUGUCUCCAUGAUGGCACCUGCCUCCUGGACACAACUGACUCGUAUCGAUGUGCCUGUUUGGGUGGCUACACUGGCAGACACUGUGAAAACAAACUGUCAGUGGUGAUGUGCAGGAGCCCCCUGGUGCCAGUCCAUGGAGCGAGGGAGGGCGAUGACCUUCGGUUUGGUGCGCACGUCACCUUUCGCUGUGACCCUGGCUUCACUUUAAAAGGCCCCCGCAAGGUCACCUGCCAGCUGGAUGGCACCUGGAGUGCCCCCUCACCUCAGUGUGUGCCUGAGGAGAAGCAGUGUGCCGAACCAGGGAAGCCCUCAAAUGGCAAUUAUCUGCUGGUCUACGGCCCAGGAGAUGUGCUAAUAGCUGUGCAAUAUUUCUGCAACAGUCGCUACACUCUGAGUGGCAACCCUCAACAAACAUGCCAGCCAAAUGGCACAUGGAGUGGCACACAGCCCAAGUGUGUCAAAGUGCCUGAGAAGAUACAGUGUGCUGAACCAGGAAGGCUCUACAAUGGCUACUACAUCCUAACAUCAGGCUCAGGGGACGCCCCUGACACUGUCAAGUUUUUCUGUAACAACUCCUAUGCCUUGAGUGGUAGUGCCCAGCGGACUUGUCAGCCAGAUGGCACAUGGAGUGGCAAGCAGCCCCAGUGUGUCAAAGCCUGUCGGGAGCCCAAGGUGUCUGACUUGGUGAGACAGAAGGUUCUGCCUCCUGCAACUCAAUCCAGGACGACUCCAGUACACAGGCUAUACUACUCUUCCUCUGCACUGGGGAAGCUCUACAAUGUGGUCUCCCCCACCAAGCCCCCUCCUGCCCCUGUGGAGCUGCCCCCUGGCUAUCACCACCUGCAUUCCCAGUUGCAGUACGAGUGUGCCUCCCCAUUCUACCAGCACACUGGCAGCGCCCGUCGCACAUGUCUGAAGACUGGCAAGUGGAGUGGGCGCCACGUGACCUGCCUGCCAGUUUGUGGCAAACUCCCGGCCUUCAAUGAGAAGAAGCUCUCUGAAACGCGCUGGCCCUGGCAUGUGGCUAUUUACCGGCGCACCGACGAGGCCUCGAAGAUCAAGCCAGAGAGCGAGGGCGCCUGGCAGCUCAUCUGCAGCGGGGCGCUGGUUAACCAGCGCAGUGUGGUUGUGGCCGCACACUGUGUGACCGACCUGGGCAAAGUGCAUGUGCUGAAGGCCGCCGACAUCAAGGUGGUAGUGGGCAAACACUACCGCAAUGAUGCCAAAGAGCCGAAGAGCCAGCAGCACCUGAGAGUCUCUGCUAUUCUUGUUCAUCCCAAUUACGAUCCACUGGUCCUGGACUCAGACAUGGCCAUGCUCAAGCUGCUGGACAAGGCCCAGAUCAACGAGAGGGUGCUGCCCAUCUGCCUGCCCAGUGCCCAGGGAGGAGAGAUCACAGCUCUGCAGGGCUACGUGAUGGGCUGGCCCAUCCUUCCUGAGCCCGGCACCCGUGACAACGAGACCACGCGUGUGGGGACCAUGGAGCUGGCCGAUGUGGUGUUGUGUGAAAGUCAGUAUGCCCAAAAUGGGCUGCUGGUCAGCAUCACCGACAACAUGUUCUGUGCUAGGGAGCACCCCCAGGGCUUCUCCAACAUUUGCCCCUCUGAAACAGGUGGCAUUGCAGUAUUGCCUUCUUCCUCUUCCGGCCUUGAAGGCCAAGGGGACUUCAGGGUGGUGUGGCGCCUUCUGGGGCUGGUGAGCUGGGGCUACGACCAAGCCUGCAGCCCCAGUCUCUACACAGUCUACACUCGAGCAGCCAACUUCAAAGACUGGAUAGAGAGGAACAUGAAGUAGGUCUUUUCUUUGGGUUUCGGCAAAAAGAAAACACUGGAUAUCUGCCUCCAUAGAUCUUCAAGACCAGCAAGUUCUCUUGUUGGGUAGAAAGCCUGUCUGAAGACUUCCAAUAUGUUGUAUAUUUCCUGCUUUUAUUUGAGUCAAAAGACUUCUUGUGUUAUAACUGGGGAAUGGGGGUUGGGUACCACAGCGAAAAUCCCACUGUGUUGGACUGACAAACACUUCUGGGAAAUUACAUGUCAGUUUCAGGGAAUUUUGUCUUCACUCUGUUCCUCUGUUUUACAAAAAA
This is a messenger RNA of Lepisosteus oculatus (spotted gar), 3011 nucleotides long. The record is from RefSeq and is a predicted model, not a curated record. Lineage: Eukaryota; Metazoa; Chordata; Actinopteri; Semionotiformes; Lepisosteidae.